ACACACGAGAAAGAAAAAGCUCAAAACUGGAGAGAGAGAAAAACCCUAAAAAAAAAGAGAGGGUCGAGAGUGAAAUGGAAGGCAAAGAAGAAGAUGUUCGAGUGGGAGCUAACAAGUUCCCGGAGAGGCAACCCAUCGGUACAUCGGCUCAGUCCACUGACAAGGACUACAAAGAGCCACCGCCUGCGCCACUGUUCGAGCCCGGCGAGCUGAGCUCAUGGUCGUUCUACAGAGCCGGAAUUGCUGAGUUUAUUGCUACUUUCCUGUUUCUCUACAUCACUGUUUUGACUGUGAUGGGAGUGAAGAGAGCACCAAACAUGUGUGCUUCUGUUGGGAUCCAAGGCAUCGCUUGGGCUUUUGGUGGCAUGAUCUUUGCUCUUGUCUACUGUACUGCUGGAAUUUCAGGUGGACACAUCAACCCUGCGGUUACAUUCGGUUUGUUUUUGGCUCGGAAGUUGUCUCUGACCAGAGCUGUGUUCUACAUGAUUAUGCAAUGUCUCGGAGCCAUCUGUGGUGCCGGAGUCGUCAAGGGUUUCCAGCCUACGCAUUACCAGACUCUCGGUGGUGGUGCUAACACCGUCGCUCACGGCUACACCAAGGGUUCUGGACUCGGUGCUGAAAUCAUCGGAACCUUUGUUCUCGUGUACACCGUCUUCUCCGCCACCGACGCCAAGAGAAGCGCCCGUGACUCACACGUUCCGAUUUUGGCGCCCCUCCCAAUCGGAUUUGCUGUGUUCUUGGUACACUUGGCAACAAUUCCGAUCACCGGGACCGGAAUCAACCCAGCUAGAAGUCUUGGAGCCGCAAUUAUCUACAACAAGGACCACUCUUGGGACGACCAUUGGAUUUUCUGGGUUGGACCAUUCAUUGGAGCAGCUCUAGCAGCACUCUAUCACCAGAUUGUCAUCAGAGCCAUUCCUUUCAAGAGCAAGAGUUAGAACAAAGAUUCCACCGUCCAGAAUCUGUUCUUUUAGUAAUUUCUUUGCUUAUCUAUCUACUCUAGCUUCUUGUGUUUUGCAAUGUAUGGAGAGCCUUUCAAGAAUAUAUAUUUGGGAUUUCUAAUCAGCGUGUUUUGUCUAUGUAAAAACCAUGCUUUAUUUUUAACUGUUGUUUAAUUAUGUUAAAUCCUCUUUGUUUA
Messenger RNA from Arabidopsis lyrata subsp. lyrata, 1138 nucleotides. Its product is annotated as probable aquaporin PIP1-4. Lineage: Eukaryota; Viridiplantae; Streptophyta; Magnoliopsida; Brassicales; Brassicaceae. The coding region runs from base 75 to 938 and encodes 287 amino acids. The record is from RefSeq and is a predicted model, not a curated record. Gene Ontology annotation, biological process: response to water deprivation; transmembrane transport. Gene Ontology annotation, cellular component: plasma membrane; plasmodesma; vacuole. Gene Ontology annotation, molecular function: water channel activity. The transcript has 4 exons.